Molecule: messenger RNA, 228 nt
Organism: Parathielavia appendiculata
Lineage: Eukaryota; Fungi; Ascomycota; Sordariomycetes; Sordariales; Chaetomiaceae
Exons: 3
Coding region: 1-228 (75 amino acids)
Biological process (GO): proton transmembrane transport; vacuolar acidification
Cellular component (GO): vacuolar proton-transporting V-type ATPase, V0 domain
Molecular function (GO): proton-transporting ATPase activity, rotational mechanism
Source: RefSeq, a predicted model, not a curated record
AUGGCCAACGGCUGGAGUGUCAUCAUUGGCCUAGUGAUAGUGGUCGCCAUGUCAAUAGCCGCAUGGUUCUUCUCACCCAAGGGCGAGAACCAGGUGCUCUGGCGCUCCUCAAUCAUUCUCUCCAUCGCAAGCUGCUACCUCAUGUGGGCCAUUACUUUCCUCUCCCAGCUGCACCCGCUCAUCGAGCCGAGACGGUCGGAUCUACGGAAGGAGUACAUCCACCACUAA